GUCGCUACAGACUUAUGUCAUCUGGUGACUUGCACGUUUUGGAUGUCAGUCUGUCUGACAGUGGUGUCUACCAGUGCGUCGCUCACAAUCCGUUUGUAGGUGAGAUGGUAAAAGCCAACCAUAAGGUUAUUCUGGAGGUUCAAAACACUACAAAUGUCUCUUCGCCCGUCUUAAGUGCAUUUCCGGAACCUACUACCAGUGUCGUUCUCGGCAGUAAUGUUACUUUAGAGUGCGUAGCUCACGGUUUCCCACCGCCUCAAAUAACGUGGACCAAAAAAAACGGACAUCUGCCAUAUCACAGAAAUUAUCAAGAUACAGGAAACCUGUUAUUAUUUGGAGUAUUAGAACAAGACAGAGGAACGUACACGUGUUCCGCUAAUAAUAGCGCUGGGUUUGUUAGAGCAGAAACAGCACUUGAAGUAGAAGAAGUUCCUCAGAUUGUGAAAGGUCCACAAAACGGAUACGUGCAGGAAGGGGGGGAUGUUAAACUAGACUGCGAAGCACGUGGCUCCCUUCCUCUAUCUUUUACUUGGAUCCACAAUGGCAGAGUUGUAUCCGAAAUUCGUCACACCACGAGCAAUGAAAGCUCUCUUGUUCUGAGCAAUAUUGUUCGUAAACAAGCUGGUAUUUAUCAGUGCUUUGCAAGUAAUAAACUCGACACUACAUAUGCUGUGAGUGAAGUUAAAGUUCUACCGAAAGAGGGAGCAUCUUCGUCAUCCGAAACCAGUAAUGCAAAAGAGAUAAAACUAGAGAAGUUCAUUCCUGACCAUCGUGGAAAUGGAGAGAGGAAUGAAACAAAAAAGAAUGACGCCAAGCAGAGCACUGGUGUAGCAGUUAAACUAGUGCCACCUAGUAAGCCUGACGUUACCCAGUUGUCAGAAAAGUCUGUGUUGGUCCGAUGGAAGGUUCCUAAAAAUAGUGGGCUAUCGAUAUUGUUCUUCAAAGUUCAGUAUAAACCAGCAGGAAAUCCCUGGAUCACAGUGGACAAUGAGAUAGGUCCUAAUGUCUGGUCUUACACCGUGUCAAAGUUAAAAACAGGUUAG
Messenger RNA from Limulus polyphemus (Atlantic horseshoe crab), 1043 nucleotides. RefSeq names its product interference hedgehog-like. The transcript is spliced from 7 exons. Lineage: Eukaryota; Metazoa; Arthropoda; Merostomata; Xiphosura; Limulidae. Gene Ontology annotation, biological process: cell-cell adhesion. The record is from RefSeq and is a predicted model, not a curated record. The annotation marks the transcript as partial. Gene Ontology annotation, molecular function: protein binding.